AUGGGCUAUGAGAGUGAACAACCAAUUCACCUCAUUUGGAGGGAUGGGUUGGAGGUUACGAAGCAGCUUUUUGCAAACCCCGUUUAUGCAAAACACAUGUGCUAUGACCCACACUAUAUCUAUCAAGGACAAGAACGCCAAAUUGGAGAAUUUUGGACUUCGGAUGAUGCAUGGGAGAUUCAGGAUCAACUGCCGGAAGGGGCGACUAUCGUUCUGAUCAUUGCUGCCUCUGACAAAACCCCAGUUACAAGACACACAGGUGGCCUCGAGAUGCACCCAUUAUUCCUCACCAUCGGAAAUAUCCAGGCCGAUGUCCGCAUGAAGGCUACGUCACAUGCGUGGCGAUGUACUGCGUUCAUGCCAAUACCGACUUUCGUUGUCAACUCUGAUUUUCAAACUCUACUCCGGUCGCGUCUGUGGCACAAGUGCGUGGAUCUUGUAUGUUCCAAUUUGAAGGUUGCAGCUCGUGUUGGCGAGUACAUGGUCGAUCCCUCGGCCAAAAUCCGUUACUGUUUCACACCUCUUAUCAGUCACAUUGCCGAUCUCCCUGAACAAUUGAUGAUUGCAUGCGUCAUGAAAAACUCGUCUCCCGUCACCACAGCGACCCACAAAGAAUUUGGUGAUGAGACACCGCAUCCUCCACGGAAUGGAUCGGACACCUACGCACUUAUCCAGCAGCUUUGCAACCGUGUUGACCCAUGGGAUCUCAUUGCAUACGUUAGAGAGUCCAAAAAGCUCCAUCUUAGCGGGGUGCACUUGCCGUACUGGAGAAACUGGAGGUGCUCCAAUCCCGCUAGAUUCCUGACACCAGAAAUUCUGCACACGCUGCACAAAUUUUUUUUCAAUCACGUUCUUAAAUGGAUCAAGCAGAUCAUGGGUCAUGAACUUGAUGUACAGUUCAAGAGUCACCACAAGCGCACUGGUGUGCGCCAUUUCUCUGGGGGUGUCUCUCAUGUCAACCAAAUGACAGGACGAGAGCACCGAGAUAUUCAGCGCACAAUUGUGCCGACGCUGUGGGGUAUGGCAAGCCCUGGUUUCAUCCGCGCUGUGCGGGCAAUGAUCGAUUUUAUCUACCUUGCUCAGAAUCCCCUUCACACUGAAUCCAGCAUCGCCUCCAUGACUCAAGCACUUCAAGACUUCCAUGAUAAUAAGCAGGCCAUCCUCGAUUCAGAGGCACGCCAGGGAAAGAGCGGCGCUAAAGACAACUUCUUCAUUCCGAAAUUGGAACUCAUGCAAAAUUUUGCUCGUUGGACAGCAGACAUAUCAGAACGUCUUUUAAUAACUCACUGCAAAUAUCCAUUUGAACGCACGAGUCGUCAGAGAGACUUCGUCCUGCAGAUCGCUCGCAUCCUCGAUCGGGAGGACAAAAGGGAAGUGAUAUUGGUAGAAUACGACGCAACUAUUUAUCAGAAUCCGGUGAUAAAAGAAGACAAAUGA
This is a messenger RNA of Suillus clintonianus, 1437 nucleotides long. RefSeq lists its product as uncharacterized. The transcript has 6 exons. NCBI's taxonomy places the organism in Eukaryota, Fungi, Basidiomycota, Agaricomycetes, Boletales, Suillaceae. The record is from RefSeq and is a predicted model, not a curated record. Bases 1 to 1437 code for a protein of 478 amino acids.